UAAGAAGCGGGAGAGGUAGCGAAUUGGAUAGUUGUUUGCUGCUUUGAUCGAUGUUUGCUUCCUGUUUGUGGUAUUAAUUUCACUCGAGAAUCGUGCACAAUGUGUAUAUUGUUUGUGACAUUGAUUUGCCGAUCAUUUUGCAAUUCUUCUAGAACUUUUUAAGAAAUUUCGUUCAUCUUACGUUUGACUACGAUCUGUACGCCUGUACAGUCGACAGAAAUUUUUUAAACUAUGUGAUGAAUUAAUGUUUUAGCUUUUGUAUUGGAAUGUUAUAUGACAUUCUUUGAACCACAUGGCAUACCAAGAUACUGCAAAUUACUUAGCACUCUGUGCGAAUAACCAACAUGUGAUAGAAGGUUUAAACGAGAGGCUGAUAGGAAGUAGCAUAUCUCAAUCAUUAUAUGACCUAAACAAUAGCAAUAAUAGUGUUACAGUUGAAAAUGCAGCAUCUGUUUCUCCGCUAUUAAGUCACUAUAAAUAUCAUUGUUUCUCGCAUUAUGAUAGUCCAGUCAAUUUCUCGUCUUUACCAACGUAUCUUCCACCCAUUGGUGUAUUUUGGGAUAUAGAAAAUUGCCAUGUACCAAAAGGAAAGUCUGCCAUAGCUGUAACACAGAUAAUUAGAGAAAAAUUUUUUAGUGGUUAUAGAGAAGCAGAAUUUAUUGUAGUUUGUGAUGUCCUAAGAGAAAAUAGUCGCGUUAUGAAAGAAUUGAAUAACGCUCAGGUUAAUUUAAUACAUGUUGCUAGAGAAAGUAAAAACGCUGCUGAUGAAAAACUCAAACAAUCCAUUAGAAGGUUUGCUGAUAUUCAUGGAAGUCCAGCAGCUGUAAUUUUAAUAUCUGGUGAUAUUAAUUUUGCUCCUGACCUCAGUGAUUUACGUUAUAGGAAGAAAAUUCAUGUGAUACUUAUACAUAUGAGAAAUGUAGCUGAAGCAUUAAUAUUAUGUGCCAAUGAGCAUUAUGAUUUCUCAGAACUUAUGGAAUCACUACCACGUAAAACUGCACAGACUACUACACAUGAUCUCAUAGUUACUAACCUUCCUGAAUAUCAGGAUGGGUCCAUUAAAUACAAUUUGAAACAAAUGUUCGAAAGUUAUGGCGGUCAAGUGGUAGAAAUUCAGUCAAGUACUGCAAUUGUACGUUUUACUUCAAAAGCUUUCGCAGAAAGGGCUCUGAAACGUAUAGAUGGGAAGAUUGUCUUUGGUUCGAAAAUUUCUGUAAAAUUUCAAAAAGAGAAAGCAAAUCACUUUCAGAAAAUUCGAGCAAAUUUUAUAAAUAGAAACGGUACCGUAAGUGAGUCAGAAAUUAUUACUAGUUCUCCAAAACAAAUGUAUAGUGCAAGUGCUGCGUUAUCGGGUGGAAGACCCUUUCAGUUUUCACACUAUCAGCCAUCGUCGCCUGUUAUUGGAACGUAUUCUGGAUGGAAUGCUCAAUGUACUUCUGCCUCAGCACCAGUAGGGCUAGUUCAACCAUCAUCCGUUUUUGUUGGGAGAUCGUAUUCAAAUAAUAAUAACAACAAUAACAGCAAUGUAACUUUUAAUAGAACUUAUAACGAACUUGCAAGGGCCCAAUCUCCAUUAUUUUGGCAAAUCUCUGGUUCCCAACAAUUCGGUCAUGUAUGGGAAGAACAAUAUAAGGUGGAAAAAACGAAAGUACUUAGUAGAAGAAUUCAUAUUCCGCAGGCUCGGGAUAAUGUAAAUAAUAAUGUAGCUUCUCGAAACUCUGAAGGUUUAAGACGUAUGAGAGGUACACAUACUUCACUCGUUCAACCAGAAUGGACUGGUACAAGGCAACAACAUCCUCCAUUGAAUGUUUCUGCAAAUAUGAAUGGAAUUACACAAUCAAAUUUUAAACGUCGAAGUUCAUCUCCUAUGUACGACUUGCAAUCUCGAGAACGAAAUCAGUGGAAUGGACAGCAGAAUACGUCUGUACGUAGUACUAGAACACCGUCGCCUUACGAAAAUACAGUACAAAUGAUAGGCCAACAAAGUAAUCAUACUUCACCUUAUCAUCCAAGUGAUACGGAAAAUGAAGAAGUUGAGAAAUUUUUCAAUCCAAUAAAUAAUCAUAAUGGAACAUCAACGAAUAGUGAAAUGCCUAUAGAACUGCAAGUAACUAACUUAGACCAAAGUAUUAAUCCAAAAAAGAUGAGACAUAUGCUUGUCUCUAUUUUUAUGGAACACGUGAUGGUGUUAAAUGUUUCUAUUUUUACACAGUCUGAUGGUAACUUUGCGGCAAGUGUCAAAGUACCUUCUUUAUCAGACGCACAAUAUGCAAUUUCUCAGUUACAUCGUCGUAAAGUAGGAUAUAAACGUAUUUUGAUAUCGUACGCUCAUAGUGGUAGAGCAAGUCCCCAGGUUGUACGAGCACAAAUUGUGAUGCUGUUGCAAGAAGUACCUGGUCAUAAACUUCCUCUUUUUAAGUUUCGAGAAAUGUACGAGAGCCGUUUCAUGAUUUCUAUCAGCGUUUCCGAAUUAUAUAAAAUGAAGGAUGUUUGUAUCGUUACGGAGGAUCCUGGUGGUAGAAUGGUUUCUCUUAAUCCGGAUCACAGAAACACGCCAUCGCCUUGUUUUAAUAAUACAACACAGGAGGAUCAAGUAGAAUUGCCAUAUUGUACUGUCCAUACGUUAAAACCAUGGUCUGAUAAAGGAUGGGCAGAACAAAAAGUAGCAUCACUUCCUAAUGUGAGAAUUUCUUUAAAAGUUCUCGAUCCACGUAUACAUCAAUUACUAACAACGCAUAAUGGAAGUUUGCCAUUGCCUAGUUUGCCAAAUUGUUACGAGGCUGAAUUUAAAGAAAAAUUACAAGUAGUUAUCAACGGAGUACCCUUAGAACAUCUAGUAUCUUGUCUAUCCUGUGUUGAAUUGAAACAAGGUAUUGGUAGUGUAAAGUAUCUUAUAUGGACAGGAAAUAAAACUCAUGAAAAUAAUCAUGAAGAGAAUAAAUGUGUGAGUUCUCCGCUUGCAAAUCAAUUAGCACUUUUCAGUCGUGAAUUAGUCGAUCUUCUGAAAACUGCUCCACACUGCCAGUUACCAUUUAACCGAUUUAUACCCGCAUAUCAUCAUCAUUUUGGAAGACAAUGUAGGGUUGCUGAUUACGGAUUCACCAAAUUAAUUGAUUUGUUAGAAGCGCUCACUCAUACCGUACAAGUGAUGGGUGAAGGAAAUAAUCGUGUGGUUACUUUAUCUCAUCGUGCUCAAGUACGUCGUUUCACGUCUGAUCUUCUGAGAGUUUUAAAAUCUAAAGCUAGCAAACAAGUAGCACUUUCAGAAUUUCCAAACGUUUAUGCUAGAGUAAUAGCCAAACCAUGGGAUAUUGUAGAUUAUGGAGUAUGUGAAAUCGAGGAUAUUCUCAAUGAGGUAUCAGAAAAUACUGUGGUCGUUACUACGACCAAUGGAGGAGACAAAAUGAUAGCUAUUCCUAAGCGAGAACAAACUGCAGAAGAGAUAGAACGAACAAAACAAUUUGCUACAGAAGUUAUUGAGUUGUUACGACACGCACCUCAAUGCAGAAUGCAAUUUAACAAGUUCGUGCCAUCGUAUCACCAUCAUUUUGGUCAUCAGUGUCGAGUGUCAGAUUAUGGCUUUACAAAAUUAAUUGAACUGUUUGAAGCGAUACCGGAAAUAGUUAAAAUAGAAGAUGACAGUUCUGGAGAAAGGCAAAUUUCUUUGACAGAGAAGGAAGGUAUCCGUGUACUUUCCGAGCAAAUAUCCAAAUUAAUUACCCGAUCGAGAGGUUGUCUUAGUAUUUCUAAUAUUGCACAAAAUUUUUUACAUCUAUUUGGUUAUGCAUUAAAACCGGAAUUAUUCGGUUGUGCCUCUAUGUUGCAACUUAUGCAAAAACUUGGAGAUACUGUGAAGAUUGUGUAUUUGCCAAGUAGACCUGUAGUUAUGAUGAUAGAUAAAUCUCACGUAGAACAAUUAACUUUACAAUCCCGUCGAUUGUUAAUGGAUAAACCUCAGCAUAAAAUGCCGCUUCGUGAAUUCCAACAUUUAUACGCUCAAUAUUAUUUGAAAUCGUGUAAUAUAGAUGAACUAAAGCAAAAUUUAUCUAACGUAGUUCAAUUUACAAUGGUGAACGACGAAGAGUUUAUAGAACUUACACCGUUACAUUCUUUUGCUUGUAAUUUAUAUCGUGUAAUGAUGAACUAUGGUGGAGUAUUGAAACUUUCGCAGUUCGAGGCAGCAUAUCUGUCCACUAUAGGUUCUGUUUGUAAACCUACAGACUACGGUUUUCCAACAAUUUCUAUACUUUUACAAGCAUUACCUUGCACGGUAACAAUAAACUUGUCACGGCGUAAGAAAAACAUCAUAUAUUUAAAUAAAAAAGUUACUGCUGUAGGUAUGGCAUUACCGCCAACAUAUACAUCAGCAUCGUCGUACCGCGAUACAGAUUCUAGUAACGAGUCGUUUGAAAGUGAUUCGUCCUGUCACGUUAAUGUUUCAAACAAUUCAACUACGCUAGAACAAACAAAUUGGUCAGAGCAAGUUACUGAAAAUCAGGAUUCUUGGAAACAGACAAAUAAAGAUAAUCUGUGGUCGGAAGAAUUUAAUAAAUCUUGGAGGAUUUCGAAUUCGGAAGAUAGAUUGAUCAAUUGGUCGUUGCAAGAAAACGGGAGUGAAAGUUUUCUGAAAAGCCUAAUGCAAACACCAAUUAUACCUCGUGGUUUUCCACCUGCACCUCCUAAACCAGAUUCUCCACCUGAGGAAGAUGUAGAUAAAAAUCAGUGGGAAUCAUCAGUUUGGAUAACACCAACGAAAUUUACAUAUCCACAAGAUGAACAUACUACGAAUGUACAGGUUCCUCCAUUAAUUUUACCUCCUUCUUGGAAUCAAAUAACAUCCAACGAUAGUAGCUUACUAUCACCAACGAAAAAUUUAUUACCUGCUGCAGCUAAUCCUUUAAAUCCACGUACUUCGCCAUUUUUCUCUUCCAAGCGUAGCUUGGUCAUUGCCCCUCAUCCUUCUGAAUUGCCUCUUCCAUCGUUAUCACUAACUCCCAAAAAGAUUGUCACUUCAGAGGAUACUGAUGUAACUGUUGAAAGUGUUAAGCAGGAAAAGAUCUAUAACAAUUCCAUAGACACUGUAAAUCUUAAAAGUAACGGAAAUGAUAGUAGCAACAUGGAAGACAGUGGUAGUAAAGAAAAACAUAAUGUUUCUGUAAAACAAUUAUUUCCGAGCAAACGUCGUUUAGCUGCUCAAUUUAAUCGACCUAUUGAGUCAUGAAUUCAGUGUGGGAACUAAGUAUUUAUGUACACUGCGGGAGCAAAAAUGCAGAUAUCUAAGCACAUUUCGCCAUACGAUGUGUGAACGGAGUUAAUAAAAAAAGGGAAUGUAUUAGUAUCUCGGUAGGCUGUCACACAGUGGGUUCAAAUACCUAUACGCCAUUUUUUAAAUGAUGGUAGGUACCCUCCCCCCAUUUAUAUAUAUAAAAUUACGCUAAUAAUAUAUCGAUUUGAUACAUAUGGGAUAGAAAACAGAAUUUAUUUUCAAGAGGUAUGAAACACGUACGUAAAAUACCUAUAUACUAAGUACCUAUAAUU
Messenger RNA from Frieseomelitta varia, 5538 nucleotides. It is a transcript of the gene Marf1, whose product is annotated as meiosis regulator and mRNA stability factor 1. The record is from RefSeq and is a predicted model, not a curated record. Gene Ontology annotation, molecular function: mRNA base-pairing post-transcriptional repressor activity; CCR4-NOT complex binding; RNA nuclease activity. Bases 293 to 5221 code for a protein of 1642 amino acids. Gene Ontology annotation, cellular component: cytoplasm; peroxisome. Lineage: Eukaryota; Metazoa; Arthropoda; Insecta; Hymenoptera; Apidae. Gene Ontology annotation, biological process: post-transcriptional gene silencing. The transcript has 25 exons.